UUUUCGCAUUUCUCGCUGUCGUCGAAUUCGGAAGAGCAGCUCGGUGUCGUAUUUUUGCAAAUUUCAAGGAAACAAAGAACCGUUGCCAAUUUUCCGCUCGACUUACGUGUGCUCGUCGGAGAAUUUGGAACGCGCGUGAAAAUGGCCGACGCCGAGAUGGCCCGCAAGAACUGGGAGCUGGAGAACAACAUCGAGACGCUGCCGGCGAGCGACGAAAUCUUCCGCUACGACGCGGAACAGCAGCAGCGAAUUCUGGCCGCCCGGCCCUGGGAAAAGGAUCCGCACUUUUUCAAGGACAUCAAAAUUUCCGCCCUGGCCCUGCUGAAGAUGGUGAUGCACGCCCGCUCGGGAGGUGCGCUGGAGAUUAUGGGCCUGCUGCUGGGCAAGGUCGAGGAGGACACGAUGGUCGUGAUGGACGCGUUUGCCCUGCCGGUUGAGGGCACCGAGACGCGGGUCAAUGCCCAAUCGCAGGCGUACGAGUACAUGACGGCGUACAUGGAAUCGGCCAAAGAGGUUGGACGCUGCGAAAAUGCCAUCGGAUGGUACCACAGUCAUCCCGGGUACGGCUGCUGGCUGUCCGGAAUCGACGUAAACACGCAGAUGUUGAACCAAAACUACCAGGAACCGUUUGUGGCGAUUGUCGUCGAUCCGGUUCGUACGAUUUCGUCGGGGAAGGUGUGCCUUGGGGCGUUCCGGACGUAUCCGAAGGGUUACAAGCCACCAAACGAGGAACCAUCCGAGUACCAGACGAUUCCGCUAAACAAGAUCGAGGACUUUGGCGUGCACUGCAAGCAGUACUAUCCGCUGGAGGUGUCCUACUUCAAGUCGGCCCUGGAUCGCAAGCUGUUGGACUCGCUGUGGAACAAGUACUGGGUCAACACGCUGGGCAGCUCGGGACUUCUGAGCAACGCCGAUUACACAACCGGUCAGAUUUUGGACCUUUCGGAGAAGUUGGAGCUGAGCGAGGCCAGUCUGGGACGUGGCCCGUUCGUUGUUACCGGAGCCGAUCCGAACGAAAAGCGCACCGAGGACAAACUGUCGAAGGCCACGCGUGACUGCAGCCGGGCCUCGAUCGAGCUGAUCCACGGGCUGAUGGCGCAGAUCGCCAAGGACAAACUGUUCAACACGGUCAAUGUGAAGAACAAGUAAUUUUUUGAGGUUGAACGUUGAACAUGAAUAAAAUUAAAUACUUCUGAACUUAUCUCUAGAAAUAAAAAUAACCGCUUCAUUUACAUAA
Molecule: messenger RNA, 1237 nt
Organism: Culex pipiens pallens (northern house mosquito)
Lineage: Eukaryota; Metazoa; Arthropoda; Insecta; Diptera; Culicidae
Gene: CSN5
Product: COP9 signalosome complex subunit 5
Exons: 2
Coding region: 142-1149 (335 amino acids)
Biological process (GO): protein deneddylation
Cellular component (GO): COP9 signalosome; cytoplasm
Molecular function (GO): protein binding; metallopeptidase activity; deNEDDylase activity
Source: RefSeq, a predicted model, not a curated record